AUGGAACCAUUCUCUGACAAUACUCAUGUUCAGUCCUUUAAACAACAACUUGCUAUGGACCAGGCUACGAGUAAUUGCAAUGGUAAAAUAUGGUUAUUUUGGAACUCAGAUGUUGAUUGCAAAAUAGUAGAGGAGGAUGAACAACAAAUUACUUGUGAAAUUAUCCAUAAUGAGCUGCAAACUCAAUUCACUACCACAUUUAUUUAUGCCAAAUGCAAGGACCAUCUUAGAAGACCUCUUUGGGACAGAAUGCUUCAUCAUGCCAAUGUUACAACCAAUUCUCCUUGGUGUGCAGUAGGGGACUAUAAUGUUAUCACUUCUAUGGAUGAAAAAUUAGGAGGGGUGCCUUACAACAUGAGGAAAAGUUUAGAGUUCAUAGCUGUAAUUGAGGCGUGUGGGCUGCUAGAUCUGGUCUUCAGUGGACAGAAAUUUACAUGGUCUAACAACAGGGGUAUAUACAACAGGGUGUGGAAAAGAUUAGACAGGGCAAUGGUAAAUGACUCUUGGCUGGAAAAAAUGCCCCAAACAACUAUCAUUCAUCUCCCCUCAGUGGGAUCAGAUCACUGCCCUCUAUUGAUGGAAAUGAAGACUAGAUGUGAGGAUCAUACUAAAUACUUCAAGUUCCUGAAUUGCUGGACUGAUCAGCCUAACUUCAUUGACAUUGUUCAAGCAUGCUGGGAAAGGGAAUUGGAGGGCAACAGUAUGUGGAGGUUCCACCAGAAACUCAAAAGACUAGCUGGCAGUCUUAGCUCUUGGUCCAAGGGACAAUUUGGAGACAUCUUUACCAAUGUCAAGGAAUAUGAAAAUAAAGUUAAAGUUGCUGAGGAAAAUUUUAUCCAGUACAAUACAGAGGAGAACAGAUCUGCCCUACAUGAGCUGAAUGCAGAAUACAUCAGAUUUCUAAAGAUGGAGGACUCUAUACUUAAACAAAAAACCCAACUCCAAUGGUUUAGAGAAGGAGACAACAAUACUAAAUACUUCCACUCAUUGAUAAGAGGAAGAAGAAGGAGACUUUUUAUACACAGAAUCCUAAAGGAGGAUGGGGACUGGCUACAAGGUGAUGAGAAUAUUGCAGCUGCAGCUUGUGAUCACUUUCAACAAAUCUUCACAGGUGAAGAUAAGAGCAUUAAUGCGGGGCCUCUUGAAUGCCUUCCUAGAAUGAUUACUCAAGAGGACAAUGAUACACUGACUGCCAAGCCUACUCGGGAAGAAUUAAAAGAGGUGGUUUUUUCCAUGAACCCGAAUUCAGCAGCUGGUCCAGUUGGCAUGAAUGGUUGGUUUUUCCAGAAAUGCUGGCAGAUCAUCAAACACGACCUGCUAGAAGUCAUCCUAGCUUUUUUCAGUGGGCAGAUAAUACCCAAAUACUUCUCCCACUCAUGCAUUGUUUUGCUGCCCAAAGUGAGCAAUCCUAAUAAGCUGUCUGAAUUCCGGCCUAUCAGUUUAAGCAAUUUCACCAGUAAAAUUAUUUCUAAACUAUUAAGCUGGAGAUUGGGACCUAUCUUACCAAAUCUGAUUUCCCUCAACCAAUCAGGCUUUGUCAAGGGGAGGAGUAUUUCAGAAAACAUCAUGUUAGCUCAAGAGAUCAUCCACCAGAUUAAGAAGCCUAAUAUUGGGAGCAAUGUGGUCAUUAAACUGGAUAUGGCAAAGGCCUAUGACAGGGUCUCUUGGUCUUAUAUCUGUCUGGUAUUAAGGAAAAUGGGCUUUGACGAGAAAUUCAUUGACAUGGUAUGGAGGAUCAUGGCAAAUAAUUGGUACUCAAUUAUUGUCAAUGGAAAAAGGUAUGGUUUCUUUCAAUCUACUAGAGGCCUAAAGCAAGGUGAUCCACUAUCACCUGCCCUAUUUAUUUUAGGGGCUGAGGUCCUUUCUAGAUCAUUGAACAACAUUCACAGCAAUCCUAACUAUCAUGGGUUCUUUAUGGAGACGAGAGGUCCUCAAGUUAAUCAUCUUAGCUUUGUGGAUGAUAUUAUCAUAUUUACUUCAGGAAGGAAAAAAUCUCUUGAACUGAUUAUGCAUACUCUGAACAUAUAUGAAGAGACUUCUCGACAACUAGUGAACAAAGACAAAAGCCAUUUUAUGGUCCACUCCAAUGCAUUCAACAGCACUAGGGACAGGAUUAAGAGAGUUACUGGUUUUAAGCAAAAGGAGGGUCCUAUUACUUAUCUUGGAUGCCCCCUGUACAUUGGCAGGCCAAGAGUCAUUUACUUUUCCGAUCUCAUCAACAAAGUGGUUAAUAGGAUCACAAGAUGGAAGGCAAAAAUCCUGAGCUAUGGAGGCAGAAAUACACUAGUGAAGCAUGUGUUACAAUCCCUCCCCAUUCACAUUGUUUCUACUAUAUCUCCUCCCUCUACAGUUAUCAAGCAAAUUCAGUGUCUUAUGGCAGAUUUUUUCUGGGGAUGGAAAAAUGACAGGAAAAAAUAUCAUUGGUCCUCGUGGAAGAAUUUGAGUUUUCCGUAUGAGGAAGGAGGCAUUGGUAUGAGGAACUUAAAGGAUGUGUGCAUGGCUUUUCAAUACAAACAGUGGUGGGUCUUUAGGUCAAAACACACUCUUUGGGGUGAUUUCUUUAGAGCAAAAUAUUGUCAGAGAUCCAAUCCUAUCAGUAAGAAAUGGGACACUGGUGACUCCCCUACCUGGAAACAUUUAAUGCAUAACAAAGUAAAGAUUGAGGAGCACAUACAUUGGACAAUCAACUCUGGAACUUGUUCUUUCUGGUGGGAUAAUUGGUUAGGAGUUGGGCCUCUAGCACACUUCUCUAAUGAAAGCAACAGGUUCAAUAACAACACAGUGGUUGAUUUCCUGAUUGAGGGCCAAUGGAAUCUCGAGCUGGUGAUACAGCAGGCCCCACACAGCAUGGUAGCAAACAUCUUAGAUACUCACAUUCAGUACCAGCAAGGUAUACCAGACCAGGCAGUGUGGAAACUCAAUGCUGAUGGAAAUUUCACUUGUUCCUUUGCCUGGAAUGAACUCAGGGAAAAAAGGAGCAGGUCUCAGUUUUAUGCCUUUAUUUGGCAUAAAAACAUCCCUUUUAAAUGCUCCUUUUUACUAUGGAGGGCAUUAAAAGGGAAGCUGCCUACUAAUGAAAAAAUCUCCAGAUUUGGAAAUGAACCAGUAGCAUGUUUCUGCUGCGACAGACCUGGGUGGGAUACUAUCGAUCAUAUCUUCAACACUGGUCACUUUGCAACACAUGUAUGGAAGUACUUUGCUUGUCAUGCUGGAAUCCAAACAGACCACACCCCUCUUAUUCAUCUAAUCAUGAGAUGGUGGUCGACCAAGUCCAACAAUAAAGCUCACAAGUUAAUUCUCCAAGCUACUCCAAUAUUCAUCUGCUGGAAUGUAUGGAAGAAUAGGUGCGCGAGGAAAUAUGGAGGGAAGCAGUCUAACGCCUCUAGAGUUAAGUACGCAGUUUACAAGGACAACUACAAGCUUCUGACUACCACCUUCCCCUAUAUCAGCUGGCCUUCGAACUGGACAGACUUGAUCAAACAGGCAGGGAAAUGUUUCCAUGAUACCAAGGUGCUUAUGGUGUAUUGGCAAAGACCUCCUAAACAAUGGGUGAAAUUAAAUACAGAUGGUAGUGCUUUAAGUAACCCUGGGAGAAUAAGUGCAGGAGGUAUAGCUAGAGAACACAAUGGUGAAAUGAUCUUAGCUUUUGCGACCCCGCUAGGAAAUGGAACCAACAACGAGGCCGAAAUAGGAGCAGCCAUCUUUGGCAUGACAUGGGUAAUUCAACUAGGCUACAAGAAUGUCGUGUUGGAAGUGGAUUCACAACUACUGGUGGACUGGAUCAUGCAUAAAGCCAAACCCCCAUGGAGUAUCAACACACAGCUACAGCAGCUCAUCAGACAAACACAUUCUUUUCGAUGCAAACACACAUUUAGGGAAGCCAACUUUGUGGCAGACUCAUUAUCAAAACAAAGUCACAAACUUACAUGUCCUCAAAUAUAUAGCAACAGCCAACAACUACCAAGAGAAGCAAGAGCCUACAAUCAAUUAGACAAGAUCGAGAUGCAACAGACAACUGCUACUAGAGUGCAGACACACCAAGAACUGGAACAAGUAGACCAAGCAGAGCAAUGGCAGAUUCAGAAGAGGAAACAACACAGAAAUCAGGAUCAGGCUCAUCCCAAGACUGCAUGGAGACCUGUCUCACCUCCACCAAAAAAUACCAAGGAUAUUAUGCAAAAGGCAUCAGCAGUACCAGGUAUAACUCCUACACUCUCUAUUCAUAAUAACUACAUUAAUUUAGAAAUGCAGGAGCAGCAAAGCAUAGGCAAUAGUGCAGAAUGCAACAAGAACAAAAUUUCAGACCAAGAGAUGCAAGCAACACAAGGGUCAGAUAAAGACUCACCUUCUUUCAACCACAACAACAAAGCAGUUGAAGGAGGGAUGGAUGGGGGAUGCAAGGAGAAACCUAUUAACUUGCAGGAAGGGGUAUCCAAAGGGGGGAAUUUGACUCAUGUUCUGCAUGAGGUUGAUCACACUGACCCUAGGCUGGACUAUAGAACCCCUGCUACCACUAUUGCAAGACACAACAAGCAGAGUAAUCAGAAACAACCCAGCCCAAAUAAAGGAGAUGAUACUGGUCAGCUGCAGGAAGACCCAGGGAUACAGAAUAUAGAGAACCUGGAACGUUUGCAAGAUGAUGAUACUGGUCUCCUUCAAGUAGAACAAGGGUCACAGGUUGACAGGGACAAUGGUCAGAAAUUGCAGAGUUCAAGAGGUAAUGAUGGUCAGCACACUCCUGAUAACAACCAGAAUGAUGAAGGGAAUCAGACUAGUCUCGAGAAUCAGCACCAGCAACACAGCAAGAACUCCCCAGGGAAAGUAUCCAAUAAUAAAUCUAGAGGUAAAUUGAGCAAGAAAAAAAGAGAAUCUAUCAAGAGAAAACAACAAAAGGAGGUUGAAAAUCAAAGAAACAAUAGACAGAAAUCAGAUUAUGAUGUGGUAAAUUCAGAGGAUGAAUUUGAUGAAGACACUCAAUCUCUCAAUGAAGCUGAUGAUGAUGAGGAAGGGGACGAAACCAGUGCUCAUUUGAUCAAGGCUUUUGGGUCUACUUUUCGAAGUGAAUUCCAAGCAGAGAUUCAAGAAGUGGCAGAUCAACAAGGCUUAUCUCCAAGGGGUAGAAAACAAGUCAGGCAGCUCAUUAAAUCAGCAUCUAUCAGUACAUCUGCUAAAUCUAGCAGGCCUAACACUAGGUCCAAGAGCAAAGGUUUUUAA
Molecule: messenger RNA, 5214 nt
Organism: Solanum stenotomum
Lineage: Eukaryota; Viridiplantae; Streptophyta; Magnoliopsida; Solanales; Solanaceae
Exons: 3
Coding region: 1-5214 (1737 amino acids)
Molecular function (GO): nucleic acid binding; RNA-DNA hybrid ribonuclease activity
Source: RefSeq, a predicted model, not a curated record